AAUAAAACUAAACAAAUCCCUGGGAAAGCGUCGCCUUGCAGCCAAAUUCCUGGUUUGUAUUUUUUAUCCUUUUUAUUUUUUGCAUCUCCUCAAUUUUGAUGACCUAGAGUGCCAGCUAGCUGCGCACACCCACUCCCUCUUGAGCCCCCAUCCUGUUGCCAUAGAAACAAACUUGGUUGAACAGCCCCUUCCUAACCCCUGGGUAAAGGAGCUCCAAUGAGAGGAGCCCACCUCUGCAACAGGCUGGGGGCGGAAAGAGGAGAGGGGGGAGCGUGGGGGGGAGUGGCGCCUUGGCUGAGAGGCCAGGAGGGCCCCAGCAGAAGCCCCUGGCGCCACUGGCUCCGCCCCCACCGCCCCCUUGUGUGACAGAUAAUACAGCUGCGCACAGACCCUGCACAUACCCUGCUCGGACCGGCUGCCCAGACCCUGUGCAUCCACCUGUCAGCGAUCUGCCAAAUGGCUAACGGAGUCUUCCAGCGCAAACUCUGGGAACCGGAGCAGCUUCGCCCGGACUCUGACUCUGAAUCCGAAGGCCUGUUUGACAAGCCUCCCCCAGAAGAACUCUACGCUGUUGCCCGCAGGCCCAGGGCCUUUGCAACUGGCAGGAGGGCGAACCGCCGCGGGGGCAGGAGGGCGCCCAAGAUCGCUGCACGCCCACCGCCCAGGGAGGAGGCGCUUCCGCUGGACGAAAGCUGCUAUCUCGACCACUUUCCACAUCUCUCCAUAUUUAUCUACGCGGCCUUCGCCUUCUCCAUCACCUCCUGCAUCUUUACCUAUAUCCAUUUGCAGCUUGCCUGAGCGGGCAGGGUGGGGCCGGCUGGCACGGGGCCAAGUGAAAUGAAAGGGAGGAGAAGGGGGCUCGGCAUUUAGUAUUUUGGAGACACAUUGCACCCCUGUCAUCUAGCUUUCACUGUCUGCUUCUUAUUCCUCUCAGCUGCCCAUCAAUACGCAUACCCAGACCGGUAGUGGGUAAUGAAAGGGGAAAGAUAGUAUAGUAUUUAGAAUCGGGGAAUGCCGGUUACCUGGUUUAUAAACAAACUAAGAUCCCUGGACCCUAUUAUAUCUUGUGAGGUGGGACACACGUAAGAUCCAUAAUUUGUGUUUGGGAGGCACAUAGUGAGCCCAGGAUUCUGUUCUUUACGGAAUGCGCCAGACCAGGGCGCGAGGUAGGGCCAGCACCCAGGCCCUGGGUGGGCAGGAGUCACGUGACAUGGUGCCGCCAUCAUCAGGAGCCAGGUGCUAUGGUGCAGACAGGACUCCAGAGCUCCGGUGCUGGCAAUCCGAACGCAAGGCAGAUGUGGCCAGAGUGCCGAAGUCAGUUCCAGAGUGAGGAACGGUUCGCCAGGAGGUGACAAUCCGAUGGUAUCCUAGACCAUGGCAAGAACAGCUCUGCAGACCACGCAGGACGUGUCUGGAGCCCUGGCUGGGGUCCACCGGAAAUCGAUUUGGGGACUGUGGAGAGAGGGGGAGGCGGCAGCAAUAGGGACCUCGGUCCUGGGGCCCCAGAGCCUUAGAAAGAAGCAAGAGAUUCAAGACCAAGGGGGUCGGGGACUGUCUUGGAUUUAAUUCUUGUUGGAUAAGAACUCAAUCCCUAGGGUUUGUCAUCAGAUCCCCAAAACACACCUAACCAGAGCCAACCUUGGCAAGUAAUUUCUCCCCUCGCUUCUCGAUUUACUUACGAAUGUUAAAUUUCACUACGCUGCACUAUAAUACUGCAUAUUAUCUACAUGGCAAUGUCUGUAACUGUGGUCGCUUUGAUGGAAUAAAUCAUCUUUUUCAAGCUC
Messenger RNA from Erinaceus europaeus (western European hedgehog), 1784 nucleotides. RefSeq lists its product as uncharacterized. The transcript has 2 exons. The record is from RefSeq and is a predicted model, not a curated record. Lineage: Eukaryota; Metazoa; Chordata; Mammalia; Eulipotyphla; Erinaceidae. The coding region runs from base 457 to 798 and encodes 113 amino acids.